GCCCCUGUGAAAAUAGCGCACUUCUCAGAAAUGUAAUCAGUCGCAUCUCACUUCAGUUCGAGCACGGGGGAGUGAUUGAAGACAGUUGAACAAGAAGGGAGUGAACACAAACCACAUCCGACCCUGAAAGAAGAAGAACCUGGGAAACGUUUCACUGUUUUUUUCCACUCUUCGCCUGAUGCUGAGGUUUCUGCAGCAGUUCGUCUGAGCUACUUUGGACUCGUUUAUGCGGCAGAAGAAGAGGAAGUAUGUAGAGACAAACAAACAUUGCUACAUCCUCAGUGAACAGGAAUAGGAAGUAUGAAGAGGAGAAGAAAAGAGAAAAAAAAUGCUCGUGUCAAAGUAACUGUUGGCAUGAAGUUUCAUUCGGUUACAAAGAGGUAUUUGGAGAACGCUCGCUGGCAGUUGGUCUGUAAAAAGUGACUUCUUUGGAAGAACCAUUGAAACUAAACAUGAGCGAUUCACUUGAGAGGACAACAGACUGCCUACUUAGUGAAGACAGCUCCAAUCAAAUGGAAGAAAAGGACAAGGCAGGAGUUGUGAGCGAGCUGCGCUGGCAAGAUGAAGGCCUAUCGGUGGAGCUGCUGAGAGGGAUGGAGACCCUGCGGGUGAACAGAGAACUGACCGACGUGACCAUCUGCGUUCAGGGACACGACUUCCUCUGCCAUCGAGCCAUUCUUGCUGCUGCUAGUCAGUACUUCAGGGCCAUGUUCUGCAGCGGCCUCAAGGAGAGCCACGAGGACCGUGUGGAGAUCAAGGGGCUCGACAGCGGAACCAUGCGCACGCUCCUGGAGUACACCUACACCAGCCGAGUCUUCCUCACACACUCAAACGUCCAGGGCAUCCUCGAGGCUGCCAGUCAGUUUCAGUUUCUGCGCGUUGUAGAUGCAUGUUCCAAAUUUCUCAGCAAGUCCCUCCAACUUGAGAGCUGUGUUGGCAUCCUGAAUCUGGCCCACAGCCACGCCCUGCCAGAGCUGAGGACCACAGCGGAGGAGUACAUCACCUACCAGUUCUCUCAGGUGAUCCAGCAGCAGGACUUUGUGGAGAUGCCUGCUCAGUCUCUGGAGGCGGUCCUGCAGAGUGACGAGUUGGAUGUAAGGUGUGAGGAGUGCGUUUUCGAAGCGCUGAUGAGCUGGGUGAGAGCCCGGCAGAGCGAACGCUGUCCGCUACUGGCCAGGCUGCUUUCACACGUCCGACUGCCACUGCUGGACCCCGCGUACUUUGUGGAGAAAGUGGAGUCGGAUGAGCUGAUUCGCUGCUGCAGUAAGGCCUUUCCUUUGUUGCAAGAGGCACGCACCUUUCACCUGUCCGGGAGGGAGGUGGUCUCAGAGCGAACCAAACCUCGUUUGCAGCACUUUCUGUCCGAGGUCUUCCUCAUCAUCGGAGGUUGCACAAAAGACGAGCGCUUCAUCUCCACCGUCACCUGCUUGGACCCUCUCAGGCGCAGCCGGCUGGAGGUCGCUCGGCUGCCAAUGACGGAGAUGGAGGACGAAUCCCAGAACAGAAAAUGGGUGGAGUUUGCUUGCGUUACCUUCCACAAUGAAGUGUAUAUAUCUGGGGGGAAAGAGACGCAGCAUGAUGUUUGGAAAUAUAACGGCGCUCUGGACAAAUGGAUUCAAGUCGAGCCCCUCUCAGUGGGACGCUGGAGGCACAAGAUGGCAGUUCAGAAUGGGAAAGUUUAUGUUCUGGGGGGUUUUGAUGGAACUCAGAGACUCACAAGUGUGGAGGCCUAUGAUCCUUUUCACAAUCGAUGGACACAGGCGACACCUCUGGCUAUCGGUGUGAGCUCCUUUGCUGCAGCAAACUUUGACCGAUGGAUCUACGUGAUUGGCGGGGGGCCAAAUGGAAAACUGUCCACUGAUAAGGUUCAGUGCUGGGAACCAGGAACGGACAGUUGGGAACUGCGAGCGCCCAUCCCCAUUGAGACCAAAUGCACCAACGCUGUCACCUUCAAGAACUGCAUCUACGUCGUUGGUGGUGCCAUGAAUGCCAUGUACUGCUACUCCCCUCUGAGCGACACCUGGACCCUCGUGUCACGUCUAGGAGAACGGGCAAGUUGUGCCAUUGCAGCCUGCAACAACAAACUCUUCAUAACCGGAGGAAGAGACAACAAGAACCAAGUCAUCUCCACUGUCAUGUGCUGGGAUGUAACGCAAGGAGUGUUGACGGAGGAGUGCGUUUUACCGAUGGGAGUGUCCCAUCACGGCAGUGUGACACUGAUGAAGUCUUACACGCAAAUACACAAAAUAACCCGUCCAGCGGAGUCCCAGUGACAAACACUGUCAACAGGAACUAAUGGGGCAAAAUGGGGUUUAAAAAUAAAGUGGGACAUUUGCAUGUACUGAUUUUUUCCAGUGUAGACUUGCCACUGUGCACGAGGCAUGUGACCAUGUUUUUGUUGAUGUGAAGAUAAAAAUAUACAUGUUUUUUAAUCUUAAGGUUUACAUUUUAUUUUGACCUUUUUGUAUAAGGUAAUUUAUGCAGUGGUAAAAGCAACAAAGCUAUUUUAACUGUU
This is a messenger RNA of Oryzias latipes (Japanese medaka), 2515 nucleotides long. RefSeq names its product kelch-like family member 6 (gene klhl6). NCBI's taxonomy places the organism in Eukaryota, Metazoa, Chordata, Actinopteri, Beloniformes, Adrianichthyidae. Gene Ontology annotation, molecular function: protein binding. The record is from RefSeq and is a predicted model, not a curated record.